Molecule: messenger RNA, 1535 nt
Organism: Stomoxys calcitrans (stable fly)
Lineage: Eukaryota; Metazoa; Arthropoda; Insecta; Diptera; Muscidae
Exons: 1
Coding region: 727-876 (49 amino acids)
Source: RefSeq, a predicted model, not a curated record
UACAAAGAGGAAACGGAAAAAUAAUCUAAUAGGGUUAUAGGAAGCUAUUAGCUGUUAUAGAGUAUAGGCAUGCUGGUGUAAGACUGUCAUGGCAGAGUUUAAGUGCAAUUACCAUUAAUCCUCCCACAAGCCAACCAGCUGGCUGUCAAGGCAUCUGCUAUACAAUUCCCACAAUAGAAGCACCAUAGUGCCAGCCCUACUACAAAAGGUCCUGCCUGACUGUUGUUGUUGGCCUGAGAUAAGUGUAACUGACUUGCAGCUCCGUGGGUGGUGGUGUGGAGUAGUCUGUUCUGUUCUGAAAAGUUCUACGCCUGCUAGGCGGUGCGAAGUAAAGGCAUAAUGUUGUGGUUGCAUUAAUAACAAUCAUCAUUGUCAGCUGCAGAUUUUGCUGUGGCAAGGAUCAACGUCAGCCACAGUUAUAACAACAGAAGCGCGAGCAACCACAUUAUCUGGGGUUAUUAAAAAGGACAAAAGAAUGCAGAAAAUCUAAUUUGCGACACGGCAAAUUUUAUGACACUUUAAGCAACAGCGGGGUGAUUUAAAGAAAACAAAAAUAUAAACAACAGCACAAGAGUGGCAGAGAGAGAGAGGAAGUCGAGAGCAUCAAAGGACAACAGUUUCCUUGAAUGCUUAAUAAUCUCCUUAACAAGGCUAAGCAGAAGAAAACCCUCAAUUUGUAGAAACCUCCUCUCUACCCCAGAGCACUGUCUUACUUUGGUUUUUGUAAUGUGGCGCGAUAUAUUUUUAUAUUUAACGCUCAUCGUUUUAUUUUUCUUUAUUUUCCUGGCCCAGUUAAUCGUCAAUGUUUAUGCAUUUCAACGACAGCCACCGGUGCCCAAGCCCAAUUCGGACCGUAAUGAUAUAAUUUUCGUUUAAAGGCCAUAACAAAAUGUACCAACAGCAGCAGCAGUAGCAGAAACCACAAAUUCUUGCAAGACCCACACAAAAGAAAAAAAAAACAACAACAGCCAGUGAGGCUUUAAAACAGAGACGGCUAAAGAGACCACACUCACACACACCAACAUACACAAAAUAAUGAAAUUAAAACGUAGGAAAAAGUUUAAGGUCCAGCCAGCCCUAAGCUAUGGCGCUGGCUGUGGCUGUUGCGGCUCCAAGCGGAACAUGAGCAGGCAGUACUGGGACUUGAUUUACUCAAAAGGUGUGUAAAGUUUGUCGACAUUUUGACUAAACUGUCAAAAAAGCCACCUCAUUUUGCUGAACACAUUAGAAAUUAUUAUUUCAUAAAGUCCUUAAAAAAAUUCAAAACUCAUGAUGAGUUUCGCUCGAGAGCGGGGACACUCCGCCCUUUAGUACAUCAACUCGAAUGAUAUGAAAGCGAAAGCAGACCAACUUGUUUCCGUUUUCAAAUGCCUAAUUAAAUGUGUGUGUGUGCGUGUGUACUGUAAGACUCAAUGAGAGAUAAGGUGAUAAACAGAACGGGAGAGAGAGAGAGAGAGUGAGUGGAGUGUAAGAGCCAUCUAUCUGCGGGAAUUCAAAUCUCCUUAAGUGUAACUGUAAGAGAAGUUUUUUCCGCU